Messenger RNA from Phlebotomus argentipes, 1161 nucleotides. It is a transcript of the gene Ada, whose product is annotated as adenosine deaminase-like protein. NCBI's taxonomy places the organism in Eukaryota, Metazoa, Arthropoda, Insecta, Diptera, Psychodidae. Bases 140 to 1159 code for a protein of 339 amino acids. The transcript has 4 exons. Gene Ontology annotation, molecular function: adenosine deaminase activity. The record is from RefSeq and is a predicted model, not a curated record. Gene Ontology annotation, biological process: adenosine catabolic process; inosine biosynthetic process.
UUAAAGCUCCACAUCCAGCGCCACCUAGAGAUUCGAUGUAAAAAUUCCGUUCGGAAAUUGAAGGUGUUCACGAGCGGAUUGUGACAAUGAAAGCCAUUUAACAGCAUUUGUUUAUACAAAAACGCCGCAUGAGAAAAGCAUGGAUUGCAAAAGUAUUCCUAAAAUUGAGCUUCAUGCUCACCUCAAUGGCAGUCUCAGCAACGCAAACAUCUUGGAAUUGCAUCAAAUGAAAUAUCCCCGGAACGAUCAGGAUGUCAAUUCCGAAGCCUACAAGGUGGAGAAGGAACUUCUGGACUUGACACAGUGUUUUGUAAAGUUCAAAUACGCUCACGACUUAACGGACUGUCCUGAGAGACUGGCCAGAGCCACUGAGAACGUGAUCCGGGACUUUGCAGUGGACAAUGUGGUGUAUUUGGAGAUCAGGACAACGCCUCGAGCCACUGAUUUUAUGUCCAGGGAAACUUACUUGUCCACUGUUUGUGAAAGCAUCCGCAAAGGCGUGGAGAAACAUCCCGGAAUCCUCGUGAAGUUAAUUCCUUCCAUCGAUCGCUCGAAGGGCGUCGCAGUUGCCGAAGAAACCGUUCUGCUCGCUGUGAAGAUGAAGGAGAAAUAUCCUGAUUUGAUCGUUGGCAUUGAUUUGAGUGGAAAUCCAGAGAAUACAGAGUUUAGGGAUUUCCAAGGAGUGCUGGAGAAAGCAAGAAAUUCAGGUCUGAAGCUCGCUCUUCACUGCGCAGAGACGACAGGAACAGUUGCGGAGAAUCUGGAGAUGCUGCAAUUCGGGAUGGAUCGCAUUGGACACGGAACAUUUAUGGAUGAGAGUUCAGAGACGUGGAAAAUGCUGCUGGACAAGAAAAUCCUCGUGGAAUGCUGUGUCAGCAGCAAUCUCAAGUGCGGAACUGUGUCUCAUGUUGAGAAUCAUCACAUCGGGAAGCUCUUGGAGGCUCGCCAUCCGGUGGCAAUUUGCACUGAUGACUUUGGCGUUUUCAACACCAGCUUGAGCAGGGAAAUCGAAUUGUGUGCCAAGACCUUCAAUUUACCCCGCGAUGCCAUCGAGGAAAUCACAGUGAACAGCAUCAGACACUCUUUCGCAAGUGCCAACGAGAAAUCUCGCCUCCAGUCACUUGUCCACGAUUUCUACAGACAACAGUCUUGUGGGUAAAU